CUCUUGCUGCACACAUUAAAAAAGAACUAAAAAAUAAACCAAGAUUUCUACUUCCAUCAAACAAGAAACACUAUUUGUUUCUUCCAAACUGAACAAGUUUUUGCAUAUAUUCAGGAACCCGCUCUGUUUUUAUUUAAGUUUCUUGUAAUUACAAUACUAAAUAUUCAAUCUUUUUUGUUGGAGAUUGUGAAGAAGAGAAGAAAAAGAGGUGUGAUUAUGGGGAUAUUGUCUGAUGAUUCGGUGUUAAUUAGCCAUUCAGAGAAAGAAGGGGAACCCAGUGUAAUUACUGUCAAUUGUCCAGACAAGACUGGUUUGGGCUGUGAUCUUUGUCGCAUAAUUCUCUUCUUUGGCCUCUCUGUUGUUCGAGUUGAUGUAUCUACGGAUGGGAAAUGGUGCUACAUAGUGUUUUGGGUUGUGAGCAAACCGAGUACAAGAUGGGGUUUGUUGAAAAAGAGAUUGAUGGAGGCAUGCCCUUCUUGUUCUUCAGCUUCUGGAAUUUCAUAUUACUGGGCUGAAUUGCAGCCGCCAACGCCUCCUGAUGUGUUCCUCUUGAAGCUCUCUUGCCAUGACAGAAGGGGCCUUUUACAUGACGUGACAGAGGUUCUUUGCGAGCUUGAGCUUACAAUAAAGCGAGUUAAGAUAUCAACCACUCCAGAUGGGAAAGUUUUGGAUCUCUUCUUCAUAACUGACACAAGGGAACUUUUACAUACUACGGCAAGACAGAAAGACACAUAUGACCAUUUAAAAGCUGUUCUAGGCGAUGAUAUGAUUGCUUGUGACAUAGAGAUUGUGGGUCCUGAAAUUACUGCAUGUUCACAAGAAUCCUCAUUUCUUCCUGAUGCAAUUACGGAAGACAUGUUCAAUGCCGAAAUAAAUGAUGAACACAAAAAUGGAUCCAUGUCCUUCGAAAGUCCAUCUAUCAUGAUUGAUAACUCGUUGAGUCCUGCUCACACACUUGUCCAGAUUAUUUGCCGGGAUCACAAAGGUCUCCUGUAUGGUAUAAUGAGAACUCUCAAGGAUUAUAACAUCCAGAUUUCUUAUGGACGCUUCUCAACUAAAGGUAAACUAUACUGCGAGCUAGACUUGUUUAUCAUGCUAGCAGAUGGUAAGAAAAUAGUUGAUCCCAGCAAACAGAAUGCAUUACUCUCCCGUCUUCAAGUAGAACUUACUCGUCCUCUCAGAGUAGCACUGGUCAGCCGUGGCCCUGAUACUGAGCUGGUAGUUGCAAACCCUGUCGAGUUAUCUGGCAAGGGUCGUCCCCUGGUUUUCUAUGACAUAACUCUUGCUCUCAAGAUGCUCAACAAAGCAAUCUUUUUGGCCGAAAUUGGGAGGUACAUGAUUGGAGAUCGGGAAUGUGAAGUUUACAGAGUUUUACUCGAAGAGGGGGAUGGUUUUACUGCCACAAGGAAACAGAUACAGGAGGCUGUUUGGAAGAUGUUGAUGGGUUGGGAGUUAUAAUGGUUAAAUGUAAAUUUUGCUGGGUUGUGAUGGCACCUCGGCCUGUAUAUGGUUAUUAUACUUUGACCUCGAUCAGCUUCUAUAAUGUACAUAUAUUUACUUUUUAUGUAUGUGGUAAAAAGUUUAGCUUUUUACAAGUUUUACUUC
Molecule: messenger RNA, 1605 nt
Organism: Olea europaea var. sylvestris
Lineage: Eukaryota; Viridiplantae; Streptophyta; Magnoliopsida; Lamiales; Oleaceae
Product: ACT domain-containing protein ACR10-like
Exons: 6
Coding region: 217-1458 (413 amino acids)
Source: RefSeq, a predicted model, not a curated record